Molecule: messenger RNA, 1788 nt
Organism: Closterium sp. NIES-65
Lineage: Eukaryota; Viridiplantae; Streptophyta; Zygnematophyceae; Desmidiales; Closteriaceae
Source: the annotation of a GenBank genome assembly
AUGUCGUCGGCCCCCCCUCCUCCCCUCGUCGCGCCUCCUCUCGUCGCGCCUCCCCUCCCCUCGUCGCGCCUUCCCUAUCAUCGUCGCGUCUCCCCUCCCCUCGUUGCGCCUUCCUUCCCCUCGUCGCGUCUUCCCUCCCCUCGUCGCGCCUCCCCUCCCCUCGUCGCGCCUUCCCUAUCCUCGUGGCGCCUCCCCUCCUCUCGUCCCUCCCACCAUAUGCCUUCAAGCGUGGGCCGUGCGCCCCAGCGAGUGCUACUGUGGGACAAGGUGGGGGGCGGGGGAGGGGGGGACAAGUUCAUUUACUUCUACAAGGGUUAUCGAGCAACACCUGUACCAAACCUCUGUACACGCCCAGCUGCAGGAGCGAUGAAGCGCGGGGAGGCGCGGCGGGUGGACGUGGCGUACAACGUGGAUGAGGAGGAGGAGGAGGUGGCGGCGGAGGACGCCAUGCGCGAGCAGGAGGCGUGGGAGCGCUCCUACGCCAACGACCGGCUCCUGGGAGGCCCGUGCAGGCAGGCGGCGAGUGAGGUGGACAUGAAGCCAUCGCGCAUGGCAGCCAUGGCGCGCAGCAGCGAGGCAUUCAUCCUCAACUUCUUCGACAGCAACCCCCUCAGCCACCUCGCCCUGCUGCUGCUGCGCGACGGCGUGGCCUCGCAGCUCUCAGAGCUCACCUCGCCGCCCGACGCGCACAUCAAGGCGCUGCAGUCCAACCUCUCCGCCUCGGGGCCCGCCUCCCUGCAGAACGUGGUGGAGGCGGCGGUGGAGGCGGUGGCGCACGUGCCGGCGUACGGCCACCGCGAGCUGCUGCUGCUCUUCGCGGCGCUCGCCUCCACCGACCCCGGCGACAUCCUGCCCGCCAUCCGCCGCGCGUGCGCCGCCCACCUGCGGUGCUCCAUCAUCGGCGUGGGCGGCGCCGAGGUGCACAUCUGCCGCCAGAUCGCCGAGCAGACGGGCGGGCGCUACAGCGUCGCCAUGGAUGACGUGAGGCCCGCGGGGCUGUGGGGGGUGACGGAUGACGUGAGCCCUGCUCAUCUGAGGGAGCUGCUGAUGAGCCACGCGCCGCCACCACCGGUGCAGGCGGGCAGUGCGGGCAGUGCGGCCAGCCUCGUGCGGAUGGGCUUCCCCCAGCGCGCCCCCGAGGGGGCAGCAGCGCUGUGCGCCUGCCACAUGCACCUCCGCCUCGCCGCCACCUAUGUGCCGGUGCUAUGCUCCCAGACGCCACUCACUCCCUCUCUGAAAGCCAUGUUCUUCUUACCACCCAUUCCCAUUGCAUCUCAUCUGCAUCACUUCCUCCACCUGCCAUCACUUCCUCCACCUGCCAUCACUUCCUCCACCUGCCAUCACUUCCUCCACCUGCCAUCACUUCCUCCACCUGCCAUCACUUCCUCCACCUGCCAUCACUUCCUCCACCUGCCAUCUCCAACCUCGCGGGUGUGUGCGCUGCCAGCGGAGUGCCCCGUGUGUGCGCUCACGCUCGUGUCCUCGCCGCACCUCGCCCGCUCCUACCACCACCUCUUCCCCGUGCCGCCCUUCUCCGAGGUCCCUCUGCCGCCCGCUCCUAAGCGACCUGCUGGGUCGUCAGCCCCUGCCGCCCCGCACAGCGACCUGCCGCCCGCCUGCUUCAGCUGCACUGCUGCACUGCCUUUCCUCGAGACGGAGGGAGGGGGAGUGCGGGUGGAGUGCCCCUCGUGUGCGCGGCACUUCUGCUUUGACUGCGACGUCUUCAUCCACGAGAGCCUGCACAACUGCCCCGGCUGCGAGGCCACCCGCCUGCCCCAAGUGGCGUAG